This is a messenger RNA of Pseudonaja textilis, 4671 nucleotides long. RefSeq names its product ALG9 alpha-1,2-mannosyltransferase (gene ALG9). Gene Ontology annotation, cellular component: endoplasmic reticulum membrane. Gene Ontology annotation, biological process: protein N-linked glycosylation. The record is from RefSeq and is a predicted model, not a curated record. Gene Ontology annotation, molecular function: alpha-1,2-mannosyltransferase activity. Lineage: Eukaryota; Metazoa; Chordata; Lepidosauria; Squamata; Elapidae.
UACUAUAUAAUAUAUUAAUAUAAUAUAUUACAAUAAUAUACCACCUCCAGGGUGUGAUUUGAAAGAAAGCAGUGGAAUUAAAUGGUAGGUUGAUGGGGCUGGAACGAACCUUGGAGGUCAUCUAGUCCGCCCAUUUUCGCUCCUCCCCCACCUCGUAUCCUGGAUAAAUAAUUGUCCAGUUUUUUUCUCUUGAAAACCUCCAGCCAUGGAGCAACCACAACUCUGGGAGGCAAGCUGUUCCCUCGACGAAUUGUUCUUGCUCUCAGGAAAUCCCUGCUUAAUUCCAGGUUGGAUUUCUCUUUGAUUGGCUGCCACCUAUUGCUUCUUGUGCAAAAGCAGCCUAGACUGGGACAGUUCACCUCCUUGGUUUCACUCCUGCACCAUCCUUGGAGGUCGUCUCUGCAGAGAACCAGGAUCUUUCUCUAAUCCAGCAGGAACCCUGAAGUGCUUCCUGCAAGUUUUGGGGCACAGCUCCCCAGUUUGCUUGCUAUGAGCCAUACUGGCUGGCGCAGAGCGAUGCUUGGUUGCUUCUCUGCUAUAGAACAAAGUCUCUAGUGAAUUUGGAAGCUUGCAUCUCCUCAUUUUAUAUUCCAAAAAUGAUCCAGCCGAUUGCCUCAGGAGCCAGAGACUAAAGGAGCAGAAUCCCCUAAAGUCUUCUACAACCCAAACUCUGGCUUUUGACGGUGACCAUUUUCCUCCAUGCAGCAUCAACAAGCACGUCUCCUCCUGGUUGGAGAAGGAAACUUUUCCUUCUCAGUCCAUCUGUACAAAGAAAGAGGCUGUGACACUCAUAUUAUUGCUACCUGCUACGGUAGUGAAGAGUCUAUAUCUGAACAAGCUUUCACCAAAUCUAAUGUACAGUUUCUGAGAGACAAAGGUGCUGAAGUCUACUUUUCUGUCAACUGCACAAAACUGAAGGAAUACUUCUUGCCAGCUAUGAGGAAUUUUGACCGUAUUUAUUUCAAUUUCCCUCACUGUGGAAAAAAGGCUGGAAUAAAAAAGAACAGGGAGCUUCUUGCCAAGUUUUUCUGCAGCUGUGCAGAUGUUCUGGCAGAGAAAGGAGACGUCCGCGUGGCACUUUGCAAAGGACAAGGGGGCACCCCUGCAGACCAGCCGGUGCGCGAGUGGCACAACAGCUGGCAAGUUGUGGAGAUGGCAGCAGAAGCAGGAUUUAUCUUGAGUGGCAUCGAGCCAUUUGAUAUCAGAGAUGUCGGUGGAUAUAAAUGUACAGGCUACAGGAAUCAGGAUAAAUCUUUCUGCAUCGAAGGCGCUGUGAAUCACAUAUUCACCAGGAGCGCGCCAUUUCUGUAUUCUCAACCUUUGAUUUGCAAAGUGAAGUUGGGAGGCGAAUUCGUGUCCUGCCAAAUUCCACAGAUGCUCCUAGAUAAGAUAAACAGGAACUUCUUAGGUAUUAAUUCGGAGCAUCCUGUCAGAACCAUAAACGAAAAACUAAUCGAUGGCCUCAGCAGAUCAUUCGCAGUUCAGAAGGUGAAUUCUUCAUUUCCCUUGGUAUUCAAAGACCCUUCUUCUCCUACCUCAGACGCCUUUUGGGUGAUUCCUGUUGCCAAAAGUCACCCUGAAAUUAAGUCUGCGGCUUCUAAAAAUGACCCUGGAACUGAUCAAGAUUUGAGUUGGACCUUAGGACAAUAUUACCUUCGGCCUUCCCUGUUGGUUUUUCUUCAUUCUAUUGUAAAACAGAGAGACUUUUCUCCUCAGAGUCUGUUGGCCCUCAGCGGACUGGCUUUUAAAAAAUGUAAAAUUUCUGUUCAGGUGCCUCCUGUUUUUCACGAGGCCCUCUUUAUCUGUGCCCUUAAGGAAGGUGGAGAAGAUGCACAGCUCCUGAUGGAGAUCCUCGUGGGCACAUUAAACUCUUUACUCCCGUCAUCUGACGUUAAGUUGACCUUUCUGAACCAGGAGCCCGAAAGCAGUGAGCAGAAGACCUUUCUAUCUUCUCCAGAACUGUUUCUGCUCAACCCAAAACACGCCGUGACAGUGAGCUGCCAGGGCUUUGAUUCUGGCCCCAAGGAAUUUCGUGUCGGGACAAUAAGCAUCGUUCGCUGGCGACCUCCGAGCGUUCACCAAAACAUGGCUUGCAUCUCCUUGAACCUCGAUCUUCUGGCCAUGUGCGCGUGUGGCAUUUCUGACUGGCGGAUGCUCUGGACUCCGGACGAGCGUUUUGGCAGCCAGUUUUCAGGGGGCCGCUUAGGCCUUUUCCAGAGCUUUUCCCUCCAUCCACCGAGCUACGUCCACGACAUCAGCUUCUGGCUUCCAGAGGCAGAAAUGUUCUGUGAAGUCCAGUUUCACGCCAUUGCCAGGCAUGUGUCUUUGGACACGGUUGCGUCUGUGCGGCUGCUUGACCGUUUUCAGCGGCUGGGCACAGCGCCCGCCACCAGCCUGUGCUACAGGCUCACUUACCAGUCGUGUGACAAAGCGCUCGGUCGCCCCCAGGCGGCAGCCAUGCAGAAGGAGCUGAGGGAAGAACUGCAGCGUUGCCUCCGGGUGAUGGUUAGGUGCCCUGCUGCCCGGCCUAUGGGACUUCGUGCCUUUUCCACGUCGCCCGUCGCUGCACCAAAGCGCAGCGCGGGCAAAAAUGUAGGAAAGGGGGGAGGAGCAAUUGCGCCUGCGCCGUGCCCACACCGAGGAUGGCGGCGGCCGGCGUCGCGUCCCCGCGCUGAGCGCCACGAGCCCGGCCGCCUGCCCACACUCGGCAUGGCAGCCAAGGGGGCCCGGCAGCGGCCUCGAUGGGGCGGUGGGGAUUCGGCGGCGCCUGCCCGGCAGCGAGACGAGGGUCCUGCGCCGCAGCCGGCCGCCGAGGAGAACAAAGCCGAGUCCUCAGGAACCAAAGCAGGCCACGUCUGGGCUCCUGAAGGAUCAACGGCUUUCAAGUGUCUAAUCUCAGCCAGGUUCUGUGCAGCUCUGCUGAGUAACAUCUCUGACUGCGAUGAAACCUUCAACUACUGGGAGCCUAUGCACUACCUCGUUUAUGGCAAAGGAUUCCAGACGUGGGAAUAUUCUCCGGUUUAUGCCAUUCGCUCCUAUGCGUACCUGUGGCUCCAUGCUCUGCCGGCCCUCUUCCAUGCUAGAGUGCUCCGAACAAACAAGGUCCUCAUCUUCUACUUCCUGCGCUGCCUUUUGGCCUUCCUGAGUUGCGUUUGCGAGCUUUAUUUUUAUAAGGCAGUGUGCAAGAAGUUUGGGCUUCAUGUGAGCAGGCUUAUGCUGGCUUUCUUGAUUCUUAGCACCGGGAUGUUCUGCUCGGCCUCAGCCUUCCUUCCCAGCAGCUUCUGCAUGUAUUGUACCGUCGUAGCCAUGACAGGCUGGUACAUGGACCGAACAUCCUUGGCAGUCCUGGGUGUGGCCGCCGGAGCCAUUGUGGGUUGGCCGUUCAGCGCAGCGCUGGGCCUCCCAAUUGCCUUCGACUUGCUGGUCCUGAAGAGACGGUGGAAGAGUUUCCUGCAAUGGUCCUUGGUGUCUCUACUGGUGUUUCUGGUGCCCAUGGUGGCCAUCGAUAGCUACCACUAUGGGAAGCUGGUGGUAGCCCCUCUGAACAUCAUCUUGUAUAACGUCUUCACCCCACACGGGCCAGACCUUUACGGCACGGAGCCCUGGUCCUUCUACUUCAUCAACGGCUUCCUGAACUUCAACGUGGCCUUCAUCCUGGCCUUGCUGGCUUUGCCCUUGACCUGCCUGAUGGAGACCCUCCUGCAGAAGUUUCGUGUCCAAAACCUGGGCCGCCCGUACUGGCUGACGCUUUCUCCCAUGUACAUCUGGUUCCUGAUCUUCUUCAGCCAGCCCCACAAAGAGGAGAGGUUUCUGUACCCCGUCUACCCCCUGAUUUGUCUCUGCGGAGCAGUGGGGCUCUCGGCCCUCCAGAAAUGUUAUCACUUUGUCUUCCAACGGUACCGUCUGGAGCAUUACACCGUCUCUUCCAACUGGCUGGCGCUGGGCACCGUCCUGGUCUUCGGCCUGCUCUCCUUCUCCCGCUCGGUGGCUUUAUUCAGAGGUUACCACGGGCCUCUAGACCUGUACCCAGAGUUCCACAGAAUUGCCACUGACCCCACAAUUCACACCUUGCCCGAAGGCAGGACGGUCCACAUCUGUGUCGGGAAGGAGUGGUAUCGGUUUCCCAGCAGUUUCGUCCUCCCGGAGAACUGGCAGCUCGAGUUCAUUGCCUCCGAAUUCCGGGGCCAGUUGCCCAAACGGUUUGCCAAAGGCCCGGGCGCCACCCGCCUUGUGCCCACCAACAUGAAUGAUCAGAACCAAGAAGAACCUUCCAGAUAUUUCGACCUCUCCAAAUGCCACUACCUGGUGGAUCUGGACAGCCCCGACGAAGCUCCCCGGGAGCCCAGGUACGCGGCUAACAAGGAGGAGUGGAUCACGAUCGCUUACAAGCCUUUCCUGGAUAGCUUAAGAUCCUCAAGGUUGUUCCGGGCUUUCUACGUUCCUUUCCUCUCCGACCGGCACACAAACUACAUGAACUACACCAUCUUGAAGCCUCGGCGGGCGAAACUCGGACGGAAGAAAUCGGGAGCCUAGAAAGGGUUGAAGAAGAGACACUCCCAGCCUCCUCUUCGGAUUUUGGGAUCCUCUCCCCAGUCUUGUGAGUUCCGGCCUAGGAGAGCAAGAAAAGAAAAGAAAAGAAAAGAAAAGAAAAGAAAAGAAAAGAAAAGAAAA